UUGUUUGUGAUUUACAACUUUUACAAUUGUUUAUAACGGCAUUUGUCAAUUGAAUUCGGAAAGUUUAUAUAGACACAUUAUACAAAAUUACAAACUCAAAAGGUAUCAAGAUGUCAUACAUGUCUUCGAAAACUCUUGAAUAGGAAUCGACGUCCCAACGUUAAAGGAACAGCAUGGAUCACAUACAAAGAGAGAACAGAGGAUCUGAACAUAAGGUGUUUAACGACCCAGUUCAUGGCCAUAUUUCACUUCACCCGUUGUGUGUGAAGAUCAUAGACACACCGGAAUUCCAGAGACUGCGCUUUAUAAAACAACUUGGUCCCGUUUACUUGGUGUAUCCAGGGGCCUCACAUAACAGAUUCGAACAUUCACUCGGGGUUUGCCAUUUAUCUGGUCAACUUGUAAAGACUCUUCAGAAACGACAACCGGAGCUUCAAAUUUCCGACGAAGAAGUUCUUUGCGUGAUGAUUGCUGGACUCUGCCACGAUUUAGGUCAUGGGCCUUUUUCCCAUUUGUUUGAUCAGAGGUUCAUUCCCUCCGUGUGUCCUCGUGAACAUUGGAAGCAUGAGGACGCCUCGGUAAUGAUGUUUGAUCACAUGGUAACAGAAAACAAGUUAGAAUGCGAAUUUGAUUACAAUAAAAUCAAUGCAGAUAUGAGAACAUUCAUCAAAGAUCUAAUUCAAUGCAAACCAGAAAAGAACCGAGAUGAAAGGAAGGGAUUUUUCUAUGAGAUUAUUUGCAACCAACGGAACGGAAUCGACACAGAUAGGUGGGACUACAUCGCAAGAGACUGUUUACUGCUUGGGAUUCGAAGCAGCUUUGACCACAAGCGUUGCAUGAAAUACGUCCGUGUUAGCAAAGGACACCGUCCCGCCACAAAACCGCAGCUUUGCUUUCGAGACAAAGAGAGUGGCGACUUCUAUGACAUGUUUUAUUUGAGAGCGAAGCUUCACCGCCAUGCAUAUCAGCAUAAAACAGUGUAUAUCAUAGGUGAAAUGUACACAAUUGAAAAAAUGAGCCAAGCUGUUGAUGAUAUGAAAGUAUUGAGCAAACUAACAGAUGAUGUUUUUAAUGUAAUACUGAACUCGACGAAACCGGAAUUACGAGAGUCCAGAGAAAUCUUGCGCAACGUUUUGUCACGCGAAUUACCAAAGUUUGUUCGCGAGAAACCGUUGCCGGGAAAUUAUGCUGACGACAAAGAAUCAAUAGAGAAGAUAAAGCAAAACAUGAACAUCCCGAGAACGGAAUACAUCAUUCAGGUGGCAAACCUUGAUUUUGGAAUGAAGACGGAAAACCCAAUAAACACCCAAGAAACCGACCCAAUCAACAAUCAACAAGCCGACCCAAUCAACAAUCAAGAAACCAACCCAAUCAACAAUCAACAAGCGGACCCAAUCAACAAUCAAGAAACCAGCCCGAUCCAAAAAAUGCUUUUCUACCGAAAACAUAUUGUUGAUGUUGCGAAAACGGAAGAGACACAGCUUUUUCCACCAGUGCGUUAUAAGGAGAAACUUGUGCGUGUCUUCUCUACAAAAAAAUAUCCUGAAUCAUGUGAACAUGUUGACCAGAAAUUUUGUGAGGCAAUGGAAAAAAUGGCUAGAGAGAGACCUGCCGACGAAGGAACCGGUGAGAGAUCAGUCGAGAGGAAUCAACAGGAAGUCAUUGUUCCAAACAUCGCUGUUAUUUCAGAUCGAGGAUUAGUUUCACAAGUACACUUUAAGGUGUUCAACGACCCAGUUCAUGGUCACAUUUCAAUGCAUCCUCUCUGUGUGCUUAUCAUAGACACCCCGGAAUUUCAGAGACUUCGUCACAUUAAACAGAUAAACGCAGCAUAUUUUGUUUACCCGGGAGCCUCGCACAAUCGCUUUGAACAUUCACUUGGCGUGUGCUACCUGGCUGGCCGAGUUGUAAGGAAACUCAAGAAACAGAAGCAACCCAAUCUAGACAUAAAUGACAAAGAUGUACUGUGCGUACAAAUAGCAGGACUUUGCAAUGAUUUGGGUCACGGGCCCUUUUCGUACUUGUUUGAGCAUCGUUUCCUUCCACAAAUGCAGCCAAACUGCAAAUGGACGCACAAGGAGGCGUCUGUAAUGAUGUUCAGCCGUUUGAUCGAGAAGAACAAUUUGAUAGAUAAAUUCAAAUUGUACGGUCUUGAAAACGAGGAUAUCACCUUCAUUAAGGAAUUACUGAAUGUAAAAGCUGAAGAACAGGAUCCAGAAUGGAAAUACACUGGAAGAGAUGAAUCCAAGAGAUUUCUGUUUGAGAUUGUGACAAACGUUCGCAACGGCAUUGACGCUGAAACAUGGGAUUCAUGCGCGCGAGAUUGCUUGAUGCUUGGAAUGAGCAGCAGAUUUGACCACAUGCGGUGCAUCAAAUAUGUCCGCGCGAUCAAAAUAAAAAACAAAUAUCAGAUUUGUUUUCGCGACAAGGAAAAACGUGAUUUUGACGAGCUCUUUUUCAUUCUGGCAAAACUAAAAAACAUGGCUUAUCAGCAUAAAACAACAUUCAUCGCAGGUGAAAUGAUUGUCGAAGCUGUAAUGAAAGUCAACGCUCUAAUUUUGUUGAAAGGGACAAAUAGAAAUGAUUGUACAAUAGUCGGAGCUAAAGGAGACAUGAACGCCUUUUUCGCUUUGACAGACGAUAUAAUUACUCAAAUACUGAACUAUCCCUUUCCCAAACGGGAAGAACUUGAAGAUUUGAGGAAGACACAAGAACCUAACCAACAAAGGCUCGAGGUCUUGCGAGAAGAGGAACAAACAUGGUCAGAAGCAAGAUCCAUUUUGGAAAAAGUUUUGAAACGAAAAUUUUAUAAGUUUGUUGCCGAGAUAAAACUGCCAAGGCUCGCAAAGUUUCAAAGCAUACUUGAAAGAACGAUUGCUGAAUCCGGUGUUGAACAGAAUGACAUUGUUUGUCAGUUCGUAGAGCUAGAUUAUGCACCAAAGGUGUGUAAAACAGUUGCUUUCUAUAGCAAACACAGGCCGGAUUUUGCUACAGUUGAACAGGUAAGAGGUUCUCAGUCGUAUUUAAAAGAGACAAUUGUUCGCGUGUUCUGCAAGGAAGACAGGCACUUCCAUCUACUAAAGGAGAAGCUCGACUUACGUACAGAUAUGAUGAAUACUCUCCAGUUGAGCUUUGCUGAUACGGCACUUGAACAACAUUAACCGUACAAGACACGUUCAGACUGUGGAUACAAAACACAAUUAACAAAGACAUACAGCUUGUAUACAUUCUUUAUCACUGCAAUAUUUUCUGAAUAUAUUUAUGUAAAUUUAACAGCGGAGAAUAGCAUUCCGGUAUUCUAAAAACAUUGAGUGUGCGUCAUUUGUCAUAGCUCUUAUAAAAUAUUCUAAUCACAUCGGUGUUUACAUGUGUUUAUUAUGAUCAAAUUGUUGAUGUGGUACUGCUUGUAGGUUUAAUAGUUUCAUUUUUUUUGUUAUUGCGAUUUUGUGUUAUAUAUUUUUAAUUGUAUAUGAACGUCCUGAAACUAAGAAAAUAUUCAUUUAUUCAUGCGUCAUAGUUAAUUGAUCUUUGAAAUAUAAAACAUUACAUCCAUAUAUUGACAUUAACUUUUGCUAUUCAGAGUAUUGAUGCAAUGUUGUUAAUUGCAGCUUGUUUGUUUUGCUAUUGCAAUUGUUCUUUAUUGCUUUUCGUAUUAGUUCUAUUAUUCACAGUGAUGUUGAUGCUAGCUUCUGAAACUUAUCAAAGCGUAUAACAGUGUGUAUUAUUCUUUGAAGAUAGCACAUAACAUUUAUCUCAACACAUUUAAACACUUUUAUCAUGAUAUUUGUUUGCUGAUGAUUAUCGUAGUUGUUCUUAACAUUGAUUUAAUUGAUGUUGUUAAUUUUGUAUCGUUUGUUGUUGAUCUGAUAGUUGUUUGCUACUUAAAGAAUGGAUAAUUCAUUCAACUAUUACUUUAAAUUAAAUUAAAUCACACGCAUUCCACUCAAUAUAACAUUUAAAAGAUUUACAAUUCACAAUGUAUUCGUCAUUUCCUUAAACCCACAGUCUAAGCGUUUCUCUUUUGCUAUAGCUGUUUUUGUAAAUGUAUAUUACUGUAUUUUUAAUGUCUGUUGUAUUGUUUUACAUUUAAUGCAAACGAUAAUAAUGUAUAAACAUUAAUUGAUUGAAUUACUUCAAAAUAUAAUGAAACGUACUUGCCACAGUCAAAUACCUGAGUAUGGGUUUUUGUAUGUCUUGUGAAUAUGAUUUACAGACAUGGCGAAAGACCGUCACAAUUUACAGGCCAGACUGGCCUUCCAGGAGAACAAAAAUCAAUUUUAGCGUUUGACUGGGGAUUAUAUAGAGCCAUUAGUCUCGACAUGGCAAAGUUAAUUCACAAAGGACAAACAUAAGCCUGAAAACCUAUUUGGAAUAAAUGAAGCGUAUUAUUUUCAGUUUGUUGAUAUAUUUGCGCUUUAUACAUAUAUACGUGAGUGUUGUCGAUGUAUUUAGCUAAGAGUAAUUAAUAUAUUAAAUAAGUUAACCUGUAAAUAUCCAUUUCACUAACAUGCCAUUACAUAUGCUUAUUAAUCUGAUUAAGCACAGAUCCAUUUACAUAUAAAUCGAAUUAUGUUUGUGUUUUUUUCAUUUUCGAACGAUAAUCCUAUAACAGUUAAGUGUAUUUGUCCUCGCGAGUACUGAGUAGAAUGCAUUUAAAUUUUCAAACACUUGUUCUGUGACAUUCAGAACAUUUCCAAAAAAAGAGUUCUAUUUGUAUCUAAAACGUAUGCUUCGUUGUAGAAUAACACGCGCUUUUAAUUAAUCCAUACUAAAUAUAUGACGUCCGUCGUUAAUUCGAUUUUUAUUUGUCCUUUUCGCUUAGCAUCAUUUUUUCUUUCUAUUGUCCGCCAUCUUGGGUCACGUUAACAACACAUGUGCAACGAACGUUAAUCGUAUAGGUCCGAUUACUUUUGCGAACCGAUAGUUAAGAAUGAUGUCGUUCGUCGAGACGCUCCGUUGACGUUUUGAAUCACUUUCAAAAUUUAUCGAUACAGUUUGUUACGAAAUUCAACGUAUUAUGUCCGAAAAUAUCAUGACUCUGUAAUCACGAAAUAAUGUAGUUGUGAAAACUGCAAGAGGGUUACACUCUGUUGAAGCAAAAAUCGCCGGCCAAUAAGGCCGACGAUUUUUCAUUUCACCGUCGGCCUUUUUAAAAUAUUCGUAGGCAAUCGCCAACGGGCCAACGGGCUUUCGCCAUGUCUGGAUUUUUAUGUUACUUCACCCAUAUAGCACUUUUGAGUACACAGGCGUUGUUUAUGCAAAUCUUUCUACGAAUAACAAAAUCGAUAUUUCUUGGGGUUCGCAUAUUUUAAUUGUAUGUAAUACCUAUAAAUUUAAAUCUUUUUAUUUUUGAUAUGGAGUGUUUAAGGGACUAUGUUGACCGAGUGAGCUUGGUACAAGCGACUUGAAGUAUUUAUAUCGGGGUAGUUCUCGUAGUAUUGACGUUUUGAGAAUUAACAAGAAGUGGCUAUCUUACAGUUAUCUCCAAUGAUAGUUGUUUUCCUGGCCGACUAUAACAAUAUAUAAGUAAGCCUUUUAAGUUACUACGAUAAUAUGCUUCGGGUGAAUUAAAUUUACAGUAUAGGUGCAAAAAGACGUUUAUUGCAUUUGCAUGUAUUUGUGGAUUUUAGUGUUGAAUAUGUAUUUAAAUAAGCUGUUACAACAAAGGUUUGAGUACUUUAUCGACUAAAACACCAAAAUUACUAUCAUUAUGAACAAUCUAACUCAUUAUGUAUUAAACAAAGAAUGGUGAAUUCAUUCGUUUAAUUAUAGAUGUUUUACAUCAUUUGGCCUUCAUGGUAUAUACAUUGCAAAUGCUAUUCUCAAAUUCACUUGUUCGCUGGUUUGAUCUCGUUCAUCGCCAAUAAAUGCAUUUUGAGGUUUCAUUCCGGCUUUCUUAUGCCAGUGUUUGUAAAAUGCUGAAAUAAACUUUAUUAACUUACUUCGCAUAUUAAUGUAUAUAUGAAUACGUCUACUUUUUAGCUUCUCUAGUGGAAGGUGUCAAAUAAAAAAAAAAACAUAAAGAGACGAUCAGUAAGUAAUACGACCAACUGUUAUCCAUAUUACGUUUUUUUUUAUAUGCGGAUCAAGAAUACACCAUUUGCUUUGCUAAAGUAACUGAUUAGUAUACUACUUUUUAAAAUAAAUUCUAACGUGAUUGUG
Messenger RNA from Dreissena polymorpha, 6162 nucleotides. RefSeq lists its product as uncharacterized. Gene Ontology annotation, biological process: dGTP catabolic process. The transcript is spliced from 30 exons. Gene Ontology annotation, cellular component: nucleus. Bases 174 to 3161 code for a protein of 995 amino acids. NCBI's taxonomy places the organism in Eukaryota, Metazoa, Mollusca, Bivalvia, Myida, Dreissenidae. The record is from RefSeq and is a predicted model, not a curated record. Gene Ontology annotation, molecular function: dGTPase activity.